Molecule: messenger RNA, 2748 nt
Organism: Trichosurus vulpecula (common brushtail)
Lineage: Eukaryota; Metazoa; Chordata; Mammalia; Diprotodontia; Phalangeridae
Gene: ABCG2
Product: ATP binding cassette subfamily G member 2 (Junior blood group)
Exons: 17
Coding region: 320-2302 (660 amino acids)
Cellular component (GO): plasma membrane
Molecular function (GO): ATP hydrolysis activity; ATP binding; ABC-type transporter activity
Source: RefSeq, a predicted model, not a curated record
CCCUCCCCUGCUUUCCGCUGGGUCCUCCACCCUUAUCAGGACUUGCAGCUUUGAGGCGGGGACCUCCCCGCCCCGUGCGGCCCCGGCGCCGCUUCCUCCUCCAGCUCCUCCUCCUCCCUUGCCCCUCCUCCCCAACUCCUGCUCCUCUCCUGACUUCAGCUCCUCUAUCGAGACCGGAUAACGGUACAUUGGCUUACUUACUGUCCUCACACAGGACACUUCAUUUGCUGACUCCACUUCAGUACCUUUGCCCAACCUGUUGUCUGUGCCUGGAAUGCCUUCAACAUCUCGUUAGAGAGAGAGAGACAAAGACUGCAAAAUGUCAGCAGCCAAGACGCAAGUCAUAGUCCCAAUGUCACAAACAAACAUCAGUGGCCCAGAUGAGAGUACCUUAGGGAAGUUCACAGGAACAAAGAGGCAACCAGAGGCAACUGUGUUGAGUUUUCAUAACAUCUGCUAUCAAGUGAAAGUGAAGACUGGCUUCAUAGGUUGUCGGAAGAUCAUUACGAAAGAAAUACUCAAGAAUGUCGAUGGGAUCAUGAAGCCAGGCCUCAAUGCAAUUUUGGGACCCACAGGUGGUGGCAAAUCUUCAUUGUUAGAUGUCUUAGCAGCCAGGAAAGACCCAAAAGGAUUAUCUGGACACGUUUUAAUAAACGGGGCUCCUCAGCCAGCCAACUUCAAAUGGAACUCGGGCUACGUUGUACAGGAUGAUGUCGUGAUGGGCACUCUCACAGUAAGAGAAAAUUUACAGUUCUCAGCGGCGCUUCGACUGCCUAUGAGCGUGAGGAAUAAAGAAAAGAAUGAACGAGUUAACAGGGUUCUCAAGGAACUAGGUUUGGAGAAAGUAGCUGAGUCCAAGGUGGGAACUCCGUUUGUUCGUGGUGUUUCUGGAGGAGAAAGAAAAAGGACCAGUAUUGGAAUGGAACUUAUUUGUGAUCCAUCUAUCUUGUUUCUGGAUGAGCCCACAACUGGCUUAGAUGCCAGCACGGCAAAUGCUGUUCUCUUACUGCUGAAGAGGAUGUCUAAGCAGGGAAGAACAAUCAUCUUCUCUAUACAUCAGCCUCGCUAUUCCAUCUUCAAGUUGUUUGAUAGUCUGACCUUACUGGCUUCUGGAAGAUUGAUUUACCAUGGUCCUGCUCAGGAAGCCUUGGAGUACUUUGCUUCUUUUGGCUACCAUUGUGAGCCCUAUAAUAACCCGGCAGAUUUCUUCCUGGAUGUCAUUAAUGGAGACUCUUCUGCUGUGCUGUUAAACAGAGAGGAAGGCCGUGGUGAAGCUCAGAAUAAUGCAGAACACGCACAGCAUCAUAGGCCUAUCAUAGAUCAAUUGGCAGAGAAUUAUAUUAACUCCACCUGCUUCAAGGACACUAAAGCAGAACUAGAUACAUUCUCUGCAGGGAUUCAAAAGAUCAAGGUGACUCCUUUCAGGAAAACAGCUUAUGUUACCUCCUUCUGUCAUCAAGUCAGAUGGGUGUCCAAACGGUCGUUCAAAAAUUUGCUGCGCAGCCCUCAAGCUUCCAUAGCUCAGGUAAUUAUCACGACUUUGCUUGGAUUGGUUGUAGGUGCCAUUUUCUUUGGGCUCAAAGAUGAUUCCACUGGAAUUCAGAACAGAGCCGGGGUGCUCUUUUUCCUGACCAACAAUCAGUGUUUCGGCAGCGUCGCUGUAGUCGAACUUUUGGUUGUGGAAAAAAAGCUAUUUAUACAUGAGUACGUCAGUGGAUACUAUAGAGUUUCUUCAUAUUUCUUUUCAAAGUUGUUAGCUGAUUUACUCCCCAUGAGAAUGUUGCCGAGCGUCAUAUUCACUUGUAUAACUUAUUUUAUGUUAGGACUGAAACCGGAAGUGGGGGCCUUCUUCAUCAUGAUGUUCACUCUGUUGAUGGUGGCCUAUACCGCCAGUUCUAUGGUUCUGGCACUUGCUGCAGGGCAGAGUGUGGUUUCUGUGGCCAAUAUCAUCACAACCAUCGCAUUUGUUUUCAUGAUGAUAUUUGCAGGGUUGUUAGUAAAUCUCCCAACCGUUGUGUCCUGGCUUUCAUGGCUCAAGUACUUCAGCAUUCCUCGAUACGGUUAUACAGCUCUGCAACAUAAUGAAUUUCUCGGCCUAAACUUUUGUCCUAACCUGAACACAACCGUUUCGAACAGUACUUGUGAAUAUGCAGUGUGCUCUGGAGAAGACUAUCUGAGAAACCAAGGCAUUGACCUGUCUCCUUGGGGCUUAUGGCAGAACCAUGUUGCCUUAGCCUGCAUGACCAUCAUCUUCCUUACCAUAGCCUACCUGAGAUUGUUGUUUGUGAAGAAGUUUUCGUAAAACACUGUGAGAUUAGAUGUGAUUCAGCCUCACAAAACAUUUCUGAUUAUUGUAAAAUAUUCAUUGUUUUAGCUUUUAUUGUUGAAGAAUUACUCCCAGUUAAAUCGGAUUUAUUUUACUGUGAUUAACUACUACAUUUCCACAGGUUAUGUUUGCUAUCAAGCCGUUAUAAAAGUAAGGUUCACAAAAUACUAAUAUCCAAAAGAAACAGCAGCAUAAGCUAAUGGUAUUGUAUAUACUUCUCUGCUUAUACUCUGUAAGUUCAUAGAAAAGACACUAUGUAUAACUCAUUGAUCUGGCACUGAUCAGGAAAUGAUAACUAAUAAGUAUUUACACUACUGUAAUAGGAACUCUGAAAUGUCUUGAGACUUUAUGUUGUAUAUGUUUGAACUUGUUAUGACAAUGGACCAAAAUCAUUGCCUCUUAAUAAACUUAUUAAACUAGAA